Tarenaya hassleriana is the source of this 1989-nucleotide messenger RNA. Its product is annotated as non-specific phospholipase C1. NCBI's taxonomy places the organism in Eukaryota, Viridiplantae, Streptophyta, Magnoliopsida, Brassicales, Cleomaceae. Gene Ontology annotation, biological process: phospholipid catabolic process. Gene Ontology annotation, molecular function: hydrolase activity, acting on ester bonds. Bases 250 to 1836 code for a protein of 528 amino acids. The transcript is spliced from 3 exons. The record is from RefSeq and is a predicted model, not a curated record.
UCUCCUCUCCAAAGUCAGCAUUUGAAUAGAGAAAAGUCAAACCUAGAGGGUUUCUGUCACUCUCUCUUCUUCGCAUGGUUUCUUCUCCGUUGUUAUAUUCUCCGAGCAUAUGCCUUUUCAGUUUUCGCCUCCUUCUAUCAUCUUUUCCUUUUUAAAAUCCUCUGUUCUCUCCCUGUGACUCUCUAAUCACUCAACUUUAAUCCUUUUCCGCCCGCCACCGGCCGCCUACCGUUCUCCGGUCACCGGAAAAUGGCUCUCCGGCGGCUAUCUGUCACCUUUUUCCUGUUCCUGCACCUCCUGGUUUCGUCUCAGUCUCUCGAUUUCGAUAAUCUACGGAAACGCCAUAGGAUCGAAGGACCAAUUAAGACCAUAGUCGUCGUAGUUAUGGAGAAUCGCUCCUUCGAUCACAUACUCGGCUGGCUCAAGUCGACCCGACCAGAAAUCGACGGGUUGACGGGCAAAGAGUCCAACCCGCUCAACGUCUCCGACCCGAACUCUCCGGAAAUCUUCGUCUCCAACGAUGCGGUGUUCGUCGACAUGGAUCCUGGCCACUCGUUCCAGGCGAUCCGGGAACAGAUAUUCGGAUCGAAUGAUACCUCCGGCGACCCGAAGAUGAACGGGUUUGCCCAGCAAGCAGAGAGCAUGGGUUCUGGCAUGGCGAAGAACGUCAUGGGCGGGUUCAAACCCGAGGUAUUACCGAUUUACACCGAGUUGGCGAACGAGUUCGCCGUGUUCGACCGGUGGUUCGCGUCGGUCCCCACGUCGACUCAGCCAAAUCGGUUCUACGUCCACUCGGCGACCUCCCAUGGAUGCUCAAGCAACGUGAAGAAGGAUCUGGUUCUAGGGUUUCCGCAGAAGACGAUCUUCGACUCACUGGAGGAAAACGGGCUCAGUUUUGGGAUUUAUUACCAAAAUAUCCCUGCCACUCUCUUCUUCAAAUCUCUCCGUCGGCUAAAACACUUGGUCAAAUUCCACAGCUACGCUCUCAAGUUCAAGCUCCAUGCGAAGCUUGGGAAGCUUCCCAACUACUCCGUCGUGGAGCAGAGGUACUUCGACGUCAACCUUUUUCCGGCGAACGACGACCACCCGUCGCACGACGUGGCGGCUGGUCAACGGUUCGUGAAGGAAAUCUACGACACGCUCCGGAGUAGCCCUCAGUGGAAGGAGAUGGCUCUGCUCAUCACUUACGACGAACACGGCGGAUUCUACGACCACGUUCCGACGCCGGUCAAGGGUGUCCCGAACCCUGACGGGAUCGUCGGACCCGACCCGUUUUACUUCGGGUUUGACCGGUUGGGCGUUCGUGUCCCCACUCUCCUCAUCUCGCCAUGGAUCGAGAAGGGCACUGUGAUCCAUGAGCCGGAUGGCCCUACACCGUAUUCACAGUUUGAACAUUCUUCUAUUCCGGCCACCGUGAAGAAGCUCUUCAACCUAAAGUCUAACUUCCUGACCAAGAGAGAUGCGUGGGCUGGAACCUUUGAGAAGUACUUUUAUUUACGCCACUCUCCCCGCGAAGAUUGUCCAGAGAAAUUGCCAGAGGUGAAAGGAUCAUUGAGGCCAUGGGGACCAAAGGAAGAAUCAAAGCUAUCAGAGUUCCAGAUGGAACUUAUCCAACUCGCCUCCCAACUAGUGGGAGACCAUCUCCUGAACUCUUAUCCAGACAUAGGGAAGAACAUGACAGUAGCACAGGCCAACAGAUACGCCGAGGAAGCAGUUCACAAGUUCCUAGAAGCUGGGAAGGCCGCUCUCCAAGCUGGAGCUGAUGAGAAUGCCAUUGUUACCAUGCGACCUUCCCUCACCACUCAAACGGGUCCAAGGUUCACCAGCAGCUUCUGAUUCUCUCUUCUUGCAUUGAUCAUGUGAAUAUAUAUAUAUAUGUAUGUAUUUAUGUAUGUAUGUAAAUAUAUGUGUUGGAAACUCAUUACAAGAUGUUCCACUACACUACUAUAUAAUAUUUAUAGACGUAAUAGAUGUGCUUGUCUGAUAAAA